CUAGUGGGUACCACCGCCAUUUGCCACUGUUGAUGUUUUUCUCUUAAGCUACGGCCUUGGCUUUGUUAGAACAAGGACAUCUCCAGAGGGAAUGAUACAUACGCCAGAUAGGUAAAUAAAUUUAAGGAUAUGCUUACUAAAUUUGCAAUCAAUUUCUCUGCAUUUUAAAUUAACCAAAACCAUGGAGAGUUAAAUAAACUUAGACCUGCGUUUCCGGAUAACAAGUUUGGUUUGACUUUUUCUGCUCUUCUUUAGCCCUGCUUCUUCUAAAACAAUCGGUAGUUUUUAGUGCUAUUAUAGUAUAUAUAGAUAUUACUAGUAAGUUUCAGGCCUAGUCAUCGUUUUAAUUUAUGAACAGUAUUGUUGGAAAUUAUUUUAAAUUUCAACUACUAUCCCAUGGAAGUCAAAAGAAGUUGAGGUAGCAAUAAAUAAUUAUAAUAAAUAAAAGAAUCGGGAAAUUUUCCCCACCCUGAAACACCCUGCAGCUUAUAUAAUUUUCUUGAUUUCAAACAAAUUUCAACAGGUGCCAGAUUGUCACAAAUUGUCGCUAUACCUGUAAAAUCUAGUUAACUUGGUUUUGAUAUUUUGAUGUAAAUUUUAAGUCCGUCACUACAUACACCACGACGGUGUACCUAGUAAAACCAUGUAACUUUAGCAUGCAUAAACCACGGCAGUGUACCUAGCAAAAUAAUUUGUUGUGGCCUGCGUACACCCCAGCGAUUUAAGCAGUAAAACCAUGGUCUUUUCUGCGAGUCUUAAACUUUAUGGCCUAACCAGUAUACCAGUAUUUGUAAAAUAAUGUUAUACUCUUGUUAAAACUAAAAACUAUUUAUUUAUUCUUUUAAUACCUGUAAGUUGUAAGAUUAAACAAAAGUAGUACUGAUAUUUUUUUAUUGUGUGCAGGCCCCGAGUCCUGCAUGAACGCAAAGGAACAAUGUUCCUACAAUAGACUCAAUAGUGGAACUGUAAUUUUUGUUGUUUGUAUAUAUUUUUUUUAUUUUGGGGUUGAAGGAAGAUAUUGGGUAAUUUCCACACUUUUGUGGAAAAUUACUUGUAAUGAGGAAUGCAGUUCUUAGUAUUUUAUGGAGGGGGGGGAUGUGAUGUUAAACGAUGAUUUAUUUUAAAAGUUAACAACUUUAAUCCCCCUACCCUUUAAAUUGAAAUACAAACAUAUUUUUCAAUAAUUUCAAGUUUUAUUCUAUGAUUGUCAAUCUUAAGGUCUAAAAAGGGUAGAUAAAUUGAAAUCAAUUUUUCCUUCACUAGUUUGUUGGGUCUUGGGGGGGGGGGAGAGAGGCAUUAUGACAUUUUAUGUGAUCGCUCGGGGCUGGGGGUAAAAAAUGAAAGGGAAGCCAAUGUAUCUAUUUUGUUAUCUCAAAUAUAUUUUAAUUACGCCACAAAUACGUUACAGACAGAAAAUCACGUACAUUGGUCUUGAAGCUAAAGUUGUCCGAGGCUAACCAUUCCCAUUGUCAUUGUAAUAUCAAGCGAUUGUCAACACAAAACAGUAUGAUGAUAAAUGCUAAAUAAUGCAGUGAUUUUUUUAAAAGCCUUUUACAAUAAUUAAAUAUCAUUGAUUUCACAGAUAUUUAGGAUAACGUUGGCUUUAUUAGAUGUUUUAGAGUGUCAGAAAGUCAGGAUAUGUUCUUUCUGCCAGACGCACCUUCCCUCCCACAACCGCCAUACGCAACAGGAUGCAAAAUAUACAAAAUCAACAACCUCAUCCUUUCUCCCCCCCCCCCCUGCAUAAUUAAUAUAUGGAUGGACCUAUAUAUCAUACUGAGUUUAGAAAUUUAAAUGUAUUGACUCUUUGAAUGCUCUUUAUUACAGUUUUAUUUCCUGGCAUUACACACAGUAAAAAUGCCGGCGGACAUUAGCAACCCCGGUGGGGGUGGGGUAUGCAAAAGUUAAGUUUGUUGUGCGGACGUCCUUUGUGGACAACCCCUAUCCAGAGCCGUGAUUUUUGUAGGCCCCCUUUUUGGUUUUGUGCCCCCUGUUAAGCCUCAGCCCACAACUCAUCUCCCAUACCCUGGCACAGAUCGAUUUCUUAACAGCUCUCUGGCUAUUAUACACGUCAAAUACAUGAUACAUGCGCUUUAUGUUUGUUUUCUAAUUUAUUAUUUUCAAAUUCAAAGGCCGGCACAACUUGUUUUUAAGUUUACAUUAUAUUAUAACACUUAAUAAUCUGAAUAUAACAUAAAUUUUAAAUAUUUAAAUUGCUGCAAAUAUUUUUUAACACUCUCAUGAAACUACAGUUACAAAUGAAUAUAAUAAUUUACAUAUAAAACAUAAAAAAUGGAGGAAAAAAACUGGAUGGUUCAUGGUUUUGCUAGGUACACCACCACAGUGUACGCUGGCCAAGGUCCAUGGUAUUGCUAGGUACAUUGCCAUGGUGUACGCAGCAACUUCGAAAUUUUAAAUAUUGUCUGUUUACUGUUUACCAUCAAAGAUACAUCAUUUUAAAGAACUAGACAGCACUAUAAGUAUAAGCUUUACAAAAUACAUCAAUUUUAUCUCUCUAGAUUUUAUAGAAGUCAAAGUGGCGUUGUGAAUUUUUUAAAGCCUCUUAACUAUCUGUAUAUAACUCCAAAAGCUUGUGACCAAUUUUUCGAAUUUCUGCUUCAUAAUGCCCACAACUUUUUUAUUUUAAAAGAUAAUUUUAUCAUAAGACAUUCUCAAUACAUUAUACAACACAAUGAACAACAAAAAUUUUACACAAAUCAAGACUUGUUAUUUUUAUACUUUUUUUUUUAAGGGUAGUUCCAAAGAUUCUGAUAGAAAAAUUUAUAUUUUUAGAAAGCUUGUAGCAGGGGUCUCAAACUCAAAUUAUCCGCGUUCCGCAGGAGGUAGAGUCUGAGUGAUACUGGGCCGCAUCAAGUAUUCCACAAAAAAGUGAUUACAAAUUCAAUAAAGUUCAAGUGUAACAAUCCUCUUAAACCUUUAUUAAUAACAAAUUAAAACAUUAAGGGUUCUCAAGAACUAGGCUUCACUUACAUCCUGCUAUUCCUUGGGACCAGAGACCUGGCAGCGCUUCGACCUUGCUCAUAGGUAGAUUUAGAAACCAACAUAAUAAAUGAGGCUGCAGUAGUCAGAGAUUGAAUUCUCGAAUUAUGACAAAUUUCUUAUGUAUGAAAUAAUAUUGCUCAAUAAUUUAAAAUAAUAAUGUAACAUGUUUCCAUAAUGGUUUCUUUCGUAUGUCAUCAAAGCUGAAAAGAGAUGGUUGGUAACAAUGACCUUUUGGCUGAGAUUGAUUCAACAAACAUUUUUCUACAUGUUUAGUUACAUCAAAAUAAUCUAAGUUAAUUUUGGCUAAAACAAUAACAAAUCAUUGCACAAACUAAUGCUUGUUUGUUCCAAAAAUUAGGCCGACUCAUUAAAACUCGAAUAUUGAGCAUUGCUUCACCCUAAACUCCCUAAAAUUCCUGAUGAUCUAAAGUAAAAAUAUUCAGCUAAUAAAUGCUAUGAAAAUAAUAAGCUUCUAGUAAACAAAGACAAAAAAGCAAAAAUAAAAAUACUGUGAUUCCCAAUAGCGAUUUUUAAAACUAAAACGUGUUCAAACAGAAGCCUGGAGCAGCCAAUAAUUAUGAAUUAUUGAUGCAAAGGAAGAUGCCAUUGAAGGGAGAAUGAAUUUUGAUUUUUUUUAUUGUAGGUAAGGCCUUUUUGACUAAUCAUAAUUUGAAAGUGACCAAGCUGACAGGCUCGCAAUUUCCCUCACUCGUCACUCCUACACAUUAGCAGUUACUAUAAUAGGGAUUCUUUGAUGCUGUGUCAUAAUUGCUACGAUUUACACAAUUAUGGUUGUUCAUUACCCACUACCUGAAUUUUAAAACUUUUGAUAUAUGUAUAUACAAUAUUCGAAGCUUGUUUUCUCAAAACCUCACUUUGACCAUGUUUGUCUCAUAAAAUGCUAUAAAAUAAAAACUUUUAGUCCGAUUUUAAAAUGGUUUUUAUCAUUAUAAUCAACUUCCAAACCUAUAGGUAUAUAUAUAUAAACAUAAUAAAAAUCAGAAUUAGACUAGUCUGUGAGAUUCAAUAUAUAUGAGAAUGGGUAAAAACCCGCAGGCCGCGUUACACUAAACUUUGCUGUCAGGUAGCCGGCCACAAAAAAUAUUGUCUUGGGGGCCACAAAUGGCCCGCGGGCCACGAGUUUGAAACCCCUGGCUUAUAGCUAUCCCUUUAAUGUGAUCUAACUUUUACAACAAUUAAAAUUUCUGUCAAAGCACCUAAUGCUUCAGUGAAAUCUGAUAAUUUAAUUUAUUAUUAGAAAACAUAAAAAAAGAGAAAAAAACUAUCACCGCUGCAUGUUAAAUGGCGACAAAAGUUUUUGAUAAUUUUUUUAUCAUACGCAGAUCGGCUCUCUGAACAAGUAUCGUAGUAUCUAAUGUAUUGAAUUAUAAGCUCAGUUUCACUAGUGCACAGGUUCUCAAGCAUUUUCAAGUCAUGACCACAUUCAUUUAGAAAGUAACCUUUGCCACUAUAUGUUGGAAAAAAGAUUUUUUUUAAAUAGGGUAAAUUCUUAGAAAGGGAAACAUAUUAAAACUGAAUUUUCCAGUUAAUGUCAUGAUUAAAAUUGUAAUGAAAACUAAAUCUGUUACAAAAGAAAACUACUUGAAAAUCAUUAAUUCUCUUAGUCUAAGUCUAAUGUUUCAGCCAGCGCCCCACAUAAAUGCCUUUACAACCCCAUGUAAGGUCCUCUCCCACAUGCUAAAAACAUGUGCUCUAGUAACUUGAUUAUCCCAAGAUGUUCAUGUUUCAAACUACCUUUAUUUUAUGUGUUUUUUUAAUUCCCAAAAUCAACAUAGUUAGACAUGUAUUAACAUACCUAGAUCUAAUUGUUUUUUUAUACCAAACUAACCCUCAUUGUCACAAAUUGUUUGAAAAAUUUGCUUGUAAAUAUUUUAUGAGGAAUUUGAAGCUAUAAUUUCAACCUGUAAAAAAUGUAAAACUUAUAAAGUUUUGAGGGUUUUUCUACAAGCGGUUAUAUCUAGAUAUUGCUUGAAAAGCAUAUUAGCUAAUUAUCCAUUACUAUGGAUAAGCAGUGGAAAAUGAAGCAACUAGUAGCAAGUGACCGACCUCACUACUAACCUUAACAUUGUUGUCUGUUGUUUUUAUUCAUUAAUAUUAAAAAAUAAAAAUUAAACAACUAUAAACCUCAACUCUUUUACACUUUAAUUCAGUUAUAAUAUAUUUAAAAAAUAUUAAAUUUUAAGAUCAGUUAAUAGAAUAUUUAACCAGCCGCCAGCGACUACCGACUUACUAAUUAUGACAUUCAUGUGCAAAGAUAGAUCUAUCCUAUUUAUUUGAAUUCCAAAAAUGAAACAAGCCACACACGAAAAAAAAAAAAAUACAUUGAGAAAUAUUUUUUUAAAAUGUGUUGCACGAUAAACACUUGCUUGACUACAUCAAGAAAUUAGAUGAAAGAUCUUCGAUACCCUCAGUUUGGACAGGAAUAUGCUUAGGUUUUGUUGGUUGUUUUUUUUCUUCCAUUUAUUGGAAAUGACAUGUAACCUCUGUUAACUUAUCAACCCUGUUAUGUCUACAUUAUUGAAGUGGAACCGCCAAACUCUCUUUUUUCUCUUAGCAUUUUCUCCUCUGUUAUGUCGAUUUUUUUAUGUUGCCGAACCCUGAUACCUAGAGCACAAAAUUGCCACUUAAUGUCAAUUAUCUCGAUCCCCCGACUGAUCACCGGUCUUUGAACUCCGCAAGAAGAGAUAGCAAAAAACAAAUAAACAAGUUUUUCAUAAUUAAAAAUUUCUUUCCCAAAAUAAAGGAGUGAAAGAAUCCCUAUGUUUAUUUUUUAAUGAUAGGCCUCCUCAUGUGCACAAAACAGACUAUAAUAAGUUCAUUGUCACUCCCUUACGUAGACAAAGCAAACUAGAUCUCCAUUAAACCCCAUGACCUACCGGCAUUAACCGGUCACGGGUUUAUGGUCUGUUUCCCGCAUCCGAAAAAUCUAUUGGCGCUCGUUGCUAUAUGAAUACCAAAUAUUAUAGACCCAUAUUUUAAAAAUAUCACUUACAUUUGUAUAACAUUCGUUAAUAGAAAGUAGGUCGACUAAGUAUGGGCCUAAGCCAGCUGUCCUAAAACUUAGACUAAAAUGAGUACUUCACAAAUAAGUAUUUAUAAUAUUAAUAUUCUAAUCAUAUACAGGAUACAGUCUAAUCAGUCAGUCUAAAUCUAAUAUAAAGUAACCUAGUCUAGGCCUAAAUCAUAUUAAGCUUAGGCCCUAAAGCCUAUUAAUUAUUAUUGACAUAAAUUAUUAAAUUAGGUAUAGCCUAAAAUUUAGGCUUUAUUUAGUUUAUUGGUAUUAGACUCAUUCUCAUUUAUUAAUGCACAUCAUGUACUUAAAGAAAUUUCAAGCAAAUUUUAAUAUAUUGCCACCAUAUUGGUUUUCAUUGUUCUGGAUCCUCAGCUAUCUUGACGCUUUUUGGCAAACCCCUAGGCUGUCGACAUAGCCGGGUUCUACUAUAUAUUAAUUUGUAAAUAACCAGCUAUCAACACCUAGUUGAAGUGUUACAUAGUGCAGGUGUGAAUAGGGUGAGGUCAAAGGCCUAAGUGAAAAGGACAUAUUUUACUGUUUGUUGCUUCAGAAACAUGCGAUGGUGACUAGUGAGUUAACCCGAUGGUGACUAUUGAGUUGACCCGCUAAAUUAAAAAUGCUGAUGUGAAGUACUAUUUGACUUCAAACCUUUGACAGCUAGUUAAUUAGCCAAUCAUUGCCCCUUUUGUUUCAACAAGUUUAUAUCAUCUUAACAUGUUUUUUCAUCAUCUUAGAGCAUUAUCACGCUGCACACUGUUUGCUGAGCUCUCAUUUAGGGUGCAGGACUACAAUUUUUAGUACAAAUUUAAUAGGCCUGAACAACAGUUAUAUGCCUUUAUAUAGGCUAUUAAAAGACAAUAUAUCAUGUGUAUGAUAGAUAAUUUACUUUAUUGCCCUAGUUUUAGCUUAUUACUGAGUAUAAUAGAAGUGAAUGGAUGUGUGAGCAUGAAGUGAGGUGUACAGUUGGUAAAAAAAAACCCACCACAACUGAGACUCUAUGAGGGAGAGGCGCAACCACUGGUCAUCGGCAGGUCUUGUGGCAUAUCUGAGGGAUACAAUAAAGUUGCUUCGCAAAAUUUCACACUAUGCUUUAUCAGCAGUAAAUAGGGUUUUAUUUGCAUGCCAGUAAAACAUGGUCAAAUUCUCUGCAUAAAUGAAAUUAUUUAUGAUUGAAAAAUGUUCAUGUGUUGUAUAUGGUGAGAUUGUGACAGUGUUAUUUGAGAAUAUAUAUUUUGAAUUAUAAAUUCUGAUAGAAAUUUAUUACUAAUUUAUCAUUUAGUGUAACAGAUAUAUUUUAUACCUUUAUAUGUUUUAGUGUACACCACAGCUAUAGUUGGUCUGAUGAGACCGGAGCUGGAGCGGGGAAACGUUCCAAGAUGUUCCACUCAACUCCCACUGCCUCUACAACAACAAAUUCUCUCAGCACAUGGGACAUUGAUGGAGGCCUUGCUGCCGACUUUGAUGGAUCUCUGUCUGGUCUUGGUACAGAACUUGGCACGGCAAGCUAUAAUAUGAGGUGAGUUUAGCUAAGAACUAGAAUAUUUAAAGAGCCCUGACUAGAGACCCUUUAUAUGUAUAUCAUGAACGUUAACCAAAACAUGAUAAUGACAAGUCUCUCAGCUUUUAUUAUUAGCCUACUUAAGAGCAUUAAUGAUAUUAUUACCUUGUAAUCAUAAACUUCCUAAAAUAUUUUAAGGUAUGGUAAGGUUUUAUUUUAAGAUGUAAUAUUGAAGUUUUUUUAAAAUUUAUAACAGGUUUAAUUGUCUAUGUCUUUCACAUUAUAAAAAUAUUACAUUCGUGUUUCAAUUAUAGUGAGGCGUUGCUGGCCUUACCUGUAUUCAAGCAAGAAAAUUUAGAAAAUGGGUAAGAUGUAGGAACUUUUUUUGUGUUAGAGAUUGGCAGACCUGUUUACCCUCCUCAAACUCUUAAAAUCGUACAAUAUUUAAAAAAAUUGUUCAAUAAUUAUCUUAAUAGUAAAAAAAUUAACAUUCAGUAUAUAUAAUGUAUCAUAUCUCAAAAUCGUACAUUGUACACCAAAAUCGUAAGAGUAAACAGGUCUGGAUUGGUGUCAUUUUGUAUCUGCAGUUUAAACUUAUAUCUGUAAUAUAUCUGUAAAUGGUCAUAAUAAGUUUAACCUUUUGUUGUAUUAACAUUAGAUUAAUUUUUAAAUAUUAAAGUAUAUACUAGUUGAAAAGCUGAAUUUAAAAAAAAAAAGUACUUUCACAGUAAUAAAUGUGUGCUUGUCUUAUGAACGUGUCCUUGGAGAUUUUUAUAAUUUCUCCAGGUAGAUCGAUUCUAUUAAAGAAAAAAUUGCAGGAAAAGCAAUUACUUGGAGUCAACAUAAAGCAGUUUGCAAAAUUGGGUCACAUGUUUUUUCCUCAUUUUGCGACUGCCGUGAUUGGCACUGCUUAGAGAGUAUCCAAGUUAUACAUUGAAUAAUUAAAUUGACAUUGUAGAUUGCUGAGGUGUUAUUUUUGGAAAUGUUAUUGUGGUUAUAAUAUAUAUACCGGUAGACAUGCAAACUGAUAUACAAAACUAUGAUGUAUUCUAGUUUUGAAGUCUAAUAUACUAAUUUAAAAGUUUAAUUUCUUUAGCAAUCAAUGUAAUGUUACCACUGGCAUAUUAUUUAAUUGGGUCAGCUUCGGGGCAGGCUGACAAUUUUCAGGUUUUUCAAUCCAAAACAAAAGGGGUCUGUCUUAUAACUGAGUACUUACACUAAAUAAGUUUCAUGCUUCACAUAUUGUUUGUUUGGCAGAUUCCAGUAUAUACUUGGAGCAGCCACAUCACCGGCUGUCAAAUUAAAUGAAGAAACUCUCACCUAUCUAAACCAAGGUAGUGUUGUUAAUUUGUUUUAAGUUAGUUAGUUGUUUCCCUGGCUAUCACUAUGCAUUAUUUUGUGACACUGUCUGACACAAUUCCAAUUCUAGCUGUCUUCUAUGCUAUGCAUUGACCUUUAGAUCAUUGAUAUUUUGUUGCAACUAAAGACAACAGGGUGUUACCUACCAGGAUGAUUUAUUAUUUGACUGUCAAGAGGAAGUUUUAAGCCAAUAAUUUUGUGUGGCUACUUAACUGAAAAAAAUUAUUUUAUUUGGAUGUAACAAGUAACCUUGAAUAUUUGUUGCUAUAAUUGCCAUUUUGUCAUGAUAGUGGUCCAUGUGGCUUAACCGCAGUAAUGAAAAAUAAACCCUCCCAUCCUCACGAAACUCCUGAAGAAUUGAGAAGGCUCCACAGGGAGGCAAUUUGAAGAAUAUGUUUGAGCCAUUGUGGGGGGGGGGGUGUGUGUGUGUGUGUGUGUGUUAUAAAACUCAAGUGGGAUGUGAUGUGAAAAAGGUUGAAAUGGACAUUUUGAUAUCUGUUCUCACCACCUGGUUUUAAGAUAAUAAUUGAUUGCGUUCAUUUAAGAUGGAAAAACAUUUUAAGUGUAAGCUUGUACCUCAUUAAAUAACCCCCUAAAACAUAGUUUUUCUUAUAAAUCCUUUGUAUGCAUUUUUAAAAUAUUUUAUUUUAUAAUAUUAUAAUGUCCCAACUGAGUUUACACCUUAGAUUAGUUCACCAGCUAUUUUAGAAAAGCAGAAGAAAAUAUUACGCACCAAUCACACUUGCAAUAUUUUUUUAAAAGAAUUUAAAUCAUCAUAUUUCCUUCAUCUUCCCCUUGGAAAACAAGAAAAACUUAUCUGUUAGGGUUGGGGUGUGGGGCUGAAAAUUUGAUAUAAAAUGUUAUCAUCAGCAUCGAGUCUAUGUGCCAAGUUUCAACUUGAUGGGUUGACAGGAAGUGGGUCAAUAAGCCGUCCGAAGAUUUGCCACGCAGCCAGAAACACAAAAACAAAAGCGAAGUUAAUAUACAGGAUAUAACAAUGGAAUAAUAAGUUCACCUGGCCCCAAAGAAAACCAAAAGAUGUCAGAUAAGUAUAAUUGAAAGUCACUAUAUUUAAAUUAAAAGUUAAACUUGCUGCUCAUUAAAUUUAAACAAUUUUUCCUUGUCUUUUGUUUUUUAAGGUCAGUCAUAUGAAAUCAAACUCAAGAAGCUUGGAGAUUUAUCAGAGCUACAAGGAAAAUAUUUAAGGGUAAAUAAUUUUUUUGUAACUACAUAUUGUUCAGUUAAAAGUUCCUCUGAGUUAAUCACUGGGUUAAGUAUCUAAAGAUUUCUGAUCUUGGUUUGAAGAAAUUUAUUUUUGAAAACAUAAUGAAGGAAGUUUCUCAAAUACUGUGUCUGUACAAAUAAUCACAAGUAAUCUCAUGCUACAAUGAUUGAUAUCUCAUAAUUUUAUUAGCAUAUUCAUUGAGAGUGACCCAUCUCUUCCCUUCUUUUAUUCUCAACAGAGCAUUGUUAAAGUGUUAUUUCAUGAUCGCAGACUACAGUUCAUGGAGAAGGAGCAGAUUGACUCUUGGAAACAGAUGAGGCCUGGGGAGAGAAUCCUGGAUAUUGGUUUGUUGCAUAAUCAUGUGACAACAUGUCAAGUGGCAGAGGGUUUAAUUCCUUCUUUUUUAAUUGGGGAUGGAUUGUGAGUUUUUGUCACGUAUAAACAGGGGCUCAUUUCAAACACCCCACCCCUAAAACCAUUUUAUUCUAGACUUUUGUAGAAAAGUGGGGUGGCGUGUGGCCUUUUAUUAAUUAGUGGGUGCAUAAUUUUCUUCCUUUCAUAAAAUUGUUGCCAAGAUAGUUGCAAUUUUUCCAAUUUAGAUUUUAUUUGUGUAUAUUUAGUAAAGAUUAUGUUAUUUUGGGUUAAAUAUAUGCAGUAAUUAUCCUCUUUGUAACCUGAUAUGAAAUCAAGAAGCAUGUGAAAAAUGUGCUACGUUGUGUGGAGUACAGACAAAUACACUGACACUUAUACAAAUGUGUGGUCUUUAUAUGAAUGAAAGUUCACAUAGUUUUACCUACCCUAAAUGAGCAGGAUAGAGAUAUUUUACAAUAAUUUUUUUCAUGAUCUGGCUUGGCUGUAAAUGUUUAAGAGUUGCCUUCAUAAUAUAUCGAAUAACUGCCCUCUAUAUCAUUUUUUUUUCAAAAAUAUUAUCAUCUGAACAUGCAAAUAAUAAAUCAAAUUAAUUUUUUAAUAAAAAAUCUCUUGUAAAUUUACAAAAGCUCUUACAUUGAUAUAAAUGAAAAUGGCUGAUUUAUUUUUAAGGGAAACAUGUUUGUAAAAAUUUGUUCUUUACAUAUGAAAGUACUAGCAGUAGAUCAAUAUUUUUCAUAGCGCAGUGUUUAUAAAAGGCUGGGCCCUAAUGUCAUCUGCUGUGACAAUUUAUUUGAAUACUCUUCUUGUAUGUUAGCUCAAAUUUAGGAAACUAAUAAAAUAAAUACAAAUUUAUAAACAUUAAUCAGAACAACGAGCAAUUUUUAUUUUUAAAGCUUAACUAAUUUUUUCCAAAAAAAAAAUUAUUAUAUUCAUACAAUAAUAUUCUUACAUUGUAGUUGCUAUCAUUAGAAAGGACUUUAUUAUCUUUUAAAAGCGUGACAGGCAGAAUAAUUAUUAAUAAACUCAAUAUUCAAGAACUUACUGACAUGCAACAAACAAACCCAUGUACCUCAUUUAGAGCAAAGUUAUAAAUUUUAAAAAAAUUCUUCUUUGAAAUAAAAGCUCUUAAUUUCAUAUACAAUAUGAAAAGAUAUAGUUUGAAAAAAAUGUAUUACCAUUCUUUUAGGUUAGAAAUCAUCACUACAUAGCUAUAUCAUUUAGUUUUGGUUUUAGGUGAAGCGGGGCGAGGUGGGAUAUACUUAGCAACAUCUAGAGACAUUGUAACAAGUGUGCCCGAAUUUUGAGAAAUACUGAUGAAAUAUAGCAUCUGUAAAUAUUUCAUGUUUAUUUUUCAACUUGUGAACUGAAAACUUUUCAUUUGAAAAUUCCUGUAUCCAGAUAUCCCACUGUCAUAUGGUUUGGUAAAUGUAAACUUGGAUGCUGUACGACUGAAUCAGCUGGAGUUUAUCUGGGACCCAACCAAAGAAACUGGCCUUUAUGUGAGAGUGCACUGCAUAUCAACAGAAUUUACAGCAAAAAAACAUGGGGGAGAGAAAGGUGUCCCUUUCAGGAUUCAGGUACAUCUUGCAUCUGAGGGUGUUGCGACAGACUAAAACAAUAACGCAACUGCAAAUAUUUUACAUUAGCAGCAUAAUUAUAAAAAUAUAAAAAACUUAAUUUUUUUUUCAAGCUCUACAAAAACCAACAUUUAAAAUCUAUUUGCAUGGAACACUAUAAAAUAAAUUCAUCAUUUAAGACAAAUAGAAUCAUUUUAAUUUGUGAUAAUUAUUUUUAAUUUUAACUGGGAUCUCUGCAACAGGAUAAAGACUGAAAACUAGUCUUUUUUUUUUUUAGUUCAAGUGCAUCUAGUAAAUUGACAUUCUAUUUAUUUGGUCUCUAUCCAGGUUGAAACUUAUACUAAUACAGAUGAAGCCAAACUACUUCAUGCUGCAUCAUGUCAAAUUAAAGUUUUUAAGGUAAUGUUAUUAAGUCAAUGGGAUUUAUCUAUAGGGCUGAAAAAACUCGGUAUGUAAAUAGUUUUCAUUACUGUCAUUGAUUAAUUUAAAGAAAUAUUACAUAUUUUUUAAUUUGAGCUUACUUUUUUAUUUUUCCAAUCAAGGAAUCUUAUCUUUUAAACUAAUUUCCAUCUAUUUUUCCAAUUAUUUAUUAACAGCCUAAAGGGGCAGACAGAAAGCACAAAACAGAUAGAGAAAAGAUGGAAAAGAGAUCAGAUGUAGAGAAGGUAGAAGUUUAUAAUUCCACAUGUUAAACCUAUAAAAUUUUUAAAGUUAACUAAAAUAAUUUCUUAAUGUAGAUUGCAGAGUUGAAUCAUUAAAUGAAAUAGCUUUUCGUCUCAUUGAUUUUCAAAAUAAAGCCUUGUCCCUAAUACUUCUUUCAUUAAAUAUAGUUAUAUUUAGUUCAGGCUUUUCUUCCCCCUAGGAGAAGUACCAGCCAUCCUAUGAAUGUACAGUUUUAACAGAGGUAAACAGUUAUGAUGUAAAAUACAAUUUUUUAAACUUGUUUUUUUUUGGGGGGAUUUUUUUUUUAAUACCCCAUUAAAAUAGAAAUCAUGGCUAGCUAAUUCAGAUGUCAAUGGAAGUGAUAAAUCUUCAAUUUUAAUAGUUACUUCAUCAUUACACUAUGGAAUAUUAUGAAAUCCACAUCUUUUACAAAAUUGUUUAAAACAAUUAUUAUUUUGCAGUUUCUCCUUUAUGUCUUUAGUAAUAAUAAUUGAUUCUUGUAAACUACUUUACUAUUUUGGUAAAGAAAUUUUUAUCCUUUCAAAUUUUCAGCAAUAUUGUUUUACGGCAAGGAAUUAGUUAAUAAAUACAUCAAAUUUUUGAAAAAAUUGUUACAGGUUCCUAAAGAUCAGAUAUUGCAGGCAAAUUCAGGCUACAGCAAGACCCAGUCAUUGACAAGUAGUUUUGCUGAGCUCAAGUGAGUUACAUGAAUUUUACCCCUGAAUUUGGCAAAGGCAGAAAGUUACAUUAUCUCAAAAUUACUGGCUUUACUUUAGCACUAAUCUUAAAUAUGUUUGGGGUAGCGUCUCUUUUUUAUUUAUCACCUUAUAUGGAUUGUAGGGCAGAUCAGCUACGAUUUUCAAUGAGGAAAUAAAACUUGUAUUUAUUUAUGUUCCAUCUGAUCCAUUUCUCCACACCAUGUUGAUUUUGUAGUUUGUACAAAUGUUGUUUUCAUUGGACUUGAACAUCAUAUCUAUUGUCAUAUUAUAUUUUGCUACAGCAGGGGUCUCCAAACUAUUACCCAUGUGCCAGCUUCGAUUUGUCCGACCCACAUCAUCCCAGGGUAAAAGAAAUAUACUUGAAAAAAGACUUUUUUUUAAUAUAAAUAUAUAGAUAUAUAAGAAUGUAACAUUUUGAAAUGGAUAACCUUUGGCUAGUAAAUAAUGGAACUAAUGUGAUGGAAGCAGCCAUACAAAAUUUUUCUCUGGUAACACACUUCAAAAAUCUAUGAACUGUCUUUACGUCAUGUAAAAACUAAUUACGCCACUUUCCAUUGCUCAUUAUACGAUUAGGGUCUCAUUUUGAAAGCAUACAUUAUUUUUCAAGCACAAUUCUUAAUUCAUGCCUGACCUAAAGUUGUUUUUGCGACAGCCUUGUUGGAUUUUGCACUCAUUAAUCUAAUGACCUAUGCCUCACAGUUUGGAGACCCCCCCACCCACCCCUCCCCAGUGCUCUGGAACCAACCACACAGUGAAAAAGUUCCCCCUCGACACACAACUUACACAUAACUCGAUUUAUGAAAGUUCCUGCUUUAGUCCAUAGUGAAAGGGGAUAGAUGUCAAGUGGCUUAGCUAUCUUUUGAUAAAUUUAUCAAAUCUUUCAAAUGUUUCUUUAAAUGUGAAUGUGCUUAGUUUUCAUAGCCCCAUAAAUCAACCAAAUGAUUUAUCAGUUGUUAUAUUAUUUUCUCUUUCUUCAGCUGUACAGCAUCGCCCAAUCCAUCCCUUAGUCCACCACAAAGUAGUUCCUCCCACACACCUUUGCCCUUCUCACAUAACCAGACCCAUGAACCAGUGGAUGUUCUGUCAGGGGUGAGUCAUCAAACCAUUUGAUCACUACAGUGAAUGAAAUAAAUAUUUUUUGGCAUACUUUUCUUUUCACUCUUAACAAAAAUCAUACUUAUAAAUCUUUUUAUUUUAUUUUUUAAAAAUAUUAUUGCAAAUGUCAUUUUAAAAAAAUUCCAGCCCCUUUCAUCUGAUGCUCAAGCAACUGAUGUAGCUCAAUGGCUUCACUACCACAGAUUUUCUAAUUAUGUUCGUGUAUUCCAGAAUUUCUCAGGUAUCUCACAGUUUACCUCUCUCUAUUUUUAAAAAAAUAUUUGUUGAAACAAUUUUCAAUUACUUGUAAUAAAUGCCUAUGGUUAAAAAUAGUAAAUUAAUUUUUUUGUUAUUGAAAUAAAGACUUGCUGUUUCUUAAACAUGUCUGACAGAUGGUUUAAUUGUUCAUGUGUUUGAUAUUAGCUUGUUGGGGUUAUGAUUUUUUUUUUUAGACUCAUGCUUGCUUGGAACGGGAAAGUGAUGGUUUAUUUUAUUUUUACCAGAUAAAAAUAGUGUAAAUAUUAUUUUUGGAGGUCUAUGUUUUAAGCUUUAGAGUAUUAGUAUCAGGCUUUUUCCACUUUAACAAAGUGUUUCUUUAUUGUUUGUAUUCUUUUCAGGUGCAGAUCUGUUACGGUUAAGUCGUGAUGAUUUGAUUCAAAUUUGUGGUUUAGCUGAUGGUAUAAGAUUAGAUAAUGCCCUCCAGGCCAGGUGAGUUAUUGAAAAGAAAGGUCUGAACUACUGGGUAUGACAAGGAAAGUGGUGAUUGGAUAGAUGUGUAAAAACUAUUAAACUUUAAAGUGGUAUUUAGUAUACAGUAACUUAUUUGGUGACAAUAGGACCAUUUAAUAUUUCUUUUUGUUCUCAAGACAUUGUUGCAGGUUAUUUGAAAUAUUUAGUAACCAAAUUUAAUUUCACAGAAAUAUCCGACCAAGACUUACAGUGUACAUAUGUCAAGAGCCUGAAUCAAGUGAGCUUUUUUUUAAAAAAAUGCAUUUUAUGGGGCACACAUAAGUAUUUUAAAAAAAAGAUUAAUUAAAAUAUUUGUAAAAUCACUUAAUUAUUCUGACUUUAAACACGCUAUAUUCACUAGAAAAGUUGUGAUAAUUCAUUUUUGAAUAAGUAAAAAUGUUAAGAUGCAUGUGCAGCAAAAGGGAGUUUAUGCAUGAAAUUUUUCUUGGUGCUAUGUUAUAAGGUCGCCAUUAGUCAGUGAGGAUAAAAAGGUUAAAAAUGGGUGUUGUGUGGAUAUAAAGUGUUUUUACAAAUAUAUUUCAAUCCAAUUAUUAUCCAAGUUCAAUAAAUUUCUAAAACAAUAAAAAUAAUCACCUGAAUGAACUUUUUUCUCCCAGUAUACCAUGCAUUAUAUAUGGAUUCACUGGUUUUGGAAGAAUUUAAAGUGAAAUUGUCAACAUUGUUUGGCAUUCAGACGCAACAGAUAGGGGAUAUUUAUAUGCAGGGACCUUCUCAAAUUCACAUUUUACUAACAGAUGAGGUGAGAUUACAUAUGGAUGAUUCUCUUUUAUAAAUUAUUUCAUUUAUUUUAUUAUUAUAUCACAACAUUCUCAUAUUAAUGAAAUGAAAUUGUCACUCUUUCCUUUAGAAAAAUUAAUAUUAGUUGUAUUAUUCUGGUUAAUCCUUUCAUUAGAUUGAGAUUUGAAAAGUAAAAAAGUAUAGAUAGACCUUGUGAUAAAUUAAAUUAAUCUAUCAUUCUUGCAUCGUUGUUAAAUAUUUUUGUUUAUUACUUGUUAACUCAAUUAUCUAAGUUCACAUUUCUCGAGACAGCAACUUUUUUAACAAUAAAAAUUCUAUAUUGAACUUUUUUCUUUUUCAGGUGAUACAGAACAUACAGGAUCAAACAAGAUUUGUUGUGGAAGGAAUGAAAGGUAUUACCAAGGAUUUUUUUGGCAUUUUAUGACAUUGAAUAGUUACUUAUGCCUAGGUUAGAAUGACUGAAUAGGAUUACAUCUUUUUUUAGUCCUAUAAAAAUUCCUUUAUUAGGGAAUUAAUUUUUUUAGUAUCUCAGGUUUUCACCAUAUACUCUUAGUAAUGUCUGUGUAACAUUGAUUUUAACUGAACUUGCAUUAUGCUUUUGUUAAUAUCUUCAAAUUCUGCCUGAAUCUUAAUUUUGAUCUAUAAUUGUUUAAUUAUGAAUUGAUAAUAUUCAGGGUUUUAUUGCAAAUGAAAACUUACUUUUAAUUACGCUUUUAACAGACCUGUUUACUCUUACGAUUUUGGCGUACAAUGUACGAUUAUGAGGUGUAUACUUUAUACAAUAUACUGUAUGAUUAUUUUUUUACUAUUAGAUUGAUAAUGUAUUGAAAGAUUUUGUGAUGAUAUUGUACGAUUUUAAGAGUUUGAGGGUAAACAGGUCUGUUUUAAUAUAUUCCAGUACAUUUAUUCUCUUCUGCUAGCAUUAGCACCAAUAUCAUUCCGAUAUAUUUAUUCUCAUUUGUCACAUGUAUCUUCUUAAUCCUUUUCAGAUGAAAGUGGUGACAAAUACAGAAUACUUUUAAAAACUGUAGGAGAUCGUUAAUUGUAGUACAAGGUUGUUUGUUGAACAUUUCCACUGUCAAUAUAUCAUUGAAUGCUCUGGCUGAGGGAAUUGAUUAUUUUGUUUAUUAAUUAUAAAUAUAUAUAUAAAUUUUAAAAAAGACGUGAAUCCCAGUGAAAUGGAGAAGCAGAUAAACUGCUGUGUCUUUUUCUAAAUCACAAUAUCUCUUGUUCAUCUGCGAGUAAACAAGGACUGUCCAUUUUGAAUAGUGACCUGUUUGAUUGUAAGUUCAGAAAAUACCACCACUGGAUUUAUGUGAUUUGGAAAAACUUCACUUUUCAGUUUGAAAGUUUAAAAAAAAGUUGGGCAUGUCAAAUAAGAUGCUUACAUACUGAAAGAACUGGUGUUAAUUUUGUUAAAAUUUUUACCUAAGGAGUGUGUGUUCGAGACUGAGAGAGAAUAUUGAAUUGGUACAAUGUAGAGUGAGCUGCUCAAGGCACUGCUUUAGCACCAGCCCACAAGAAGGGAUUAUAUAGAUUUAGAUCAGUUUUUUUCACAAGUUAGUUGGCCUACACAGGCGCACACAUUCUGUGUUGGUGAGGUGUCCUUAUAUUUUUCUAUGAUGUCUAUUGAUCUUGAUGGCCUGGGCACACCUUGGUUGUACACACACUAUCUGUUCAGUUAUAUAGGGUGUUGUGUACCUAGACAGCACACUUGUACACUAUGUUAAGUUAUAUAAUAUCACCAGUGUAAGUCUCUUAAAGUCACUAGCUCUCCAAACGUACAAGUCAGUUUUUCGCAAUUUUACAAGAGACACUAAAAACCUAAUAACUUUACAACAAAUUUUUAAAACAUGAUUAGAUCUUGUGACGUGACAUGUAUUUUCUACCAGUGCAAUUUUUUUAAUUUCUUAAAAAUUAAAUCCGACACACAUAUAGAGUUACAUGUACGAUUAGGGCUGUAUACUUGGACUGGACAGCACACAGUACAGUACACAAUCUGUUCAGUUGUUUAUGUAAUGGUUAUGUUAACUUUUCCUUAUUUUAGUUUAUUGAUUUCUUGCUGGGUUUUAAAAAAAAAAAUUUAUGUAGUGUGUAUUAUUCUUCUCAGAAUUAUUUUUUAAAAAAAAUAAAAUUUUUAAAGCAUUUUGAUAAUUUAAGUAUGCAGUUGUAUAGUAAAUUUUGUUCUCCAUGUCUUCUGACAUAUCCACUACUCUAGUUAGAUUUCUAUAUAGCGGGCUGUAUUUCAGCAGUUUGUUUCUGCAAGCAUUUUUUUUUAAAGCAUUUUUAUUAUUUUUUUCUAGUUUUCUCUUUUUAUGGACAUGCACAAUAUUCUCAGAGUGCACAAACGCCACUGUCAUAUGUAAGUGAAGUGAAAGUCCGUUGACUGGUUUUAAGCCAUUGCUGCAUGUGCUCUAAUUUGAGCCAUUGCUGUGUGUGCUCUAAUUUAAGCCAUUGCCGCAUGUACUCUAAUUUAAGUUCACUUUUUUGGUUCCUAUGCCAUCAGAAAAACAAUUUUUAGACUGUUUGAUAAUUUUUUGUUUUUUUUAAAAGUAUUUUAUGAACUCUGUCACCAAGCUGGCUAACCAAGUCAUUGUGACUGUCAAAGCUGGCUAACCAAGUCUUUGUGACUGUCAAAGCUGGCUAACCAAGUCU
Molecule: messenger RNA, 18688 nt
Organism: Lymnaea stagnalis (great pond snail)
Lineage: Eukaryota; Metazoa; Mollusca; Gastropoda; Lymnaeidae
Source: the annotation of a GenBank genome assembly